GGACGGGCAACACGGAGGACUGAAGAAACUCCUUCUGCACACCAGAGACAUGGUUCAGUCCACGGCGAGGACAGACUGAGAUCAGACGGAUCGAUCGGAGGAAGGACAAAUGAAGGAAACGUCGGUGAGCCGGUGAGGAACCUGAACCCAUCCAGCCCCGACAGAAAUAGCCUUCAGAGGUUCAUCAUGGGAUUGAGCCAAAUCUCCACUCCAGACAUCGGUUUGGUGGCGUCGGCGAGCAACCAUCCCAACACCUCCGGCACCUUGCCCACCUCGUCCGUCCCGCCGUCGUCCUGCAGCAUCGACGAAUCCUACAAGUACGUCUUCCUGCCUGUCUGCUACUCGCUGACCUUCCUCUUCAGCCUCACCCUCAACUCGGUGGUGCUGCUGCGCUCCUGCCGCCACCACAGCGGCUGCUGCGGCAGCGGUGCUGGGCGGCGCUGGAACACCUCACUGAUCUACAUGGUGAACCUGGCCACCACCGACCUGAUGUACGGUCUGUCGCUGCCCUUCCUGGUGGCGAGUUACAUGCUGAGGGACCGAUGGGUGUUCGGGGACUUCAUGUGCCGCCUCGUCCGCUUCCUCUUCUACUUCAACCUCUACUGCUCCAUCUUCUUCCUCACCUGCAUCUCCGUGCACAGGUACCUGGGGAUCUGCCACCCGAUGAGGACCAUCACUCUGGAGAGCAAGCGGGUGGUGAAGUGGACCUGUGCGCUGGUGUGGGUGGUGGUCUUCGUCCUCACCUGCCCCAUCUUCCGGUUCGCCCAGACGGGAUACGUCCAGCGAGGAGGCGGCGGGGUCGUCGGUCCCGGAGGAGCGAGAGAAGGCGGGAACACUACGGUGUCUCAGUCGGAGGACGACGGCGGGUACACGAACUGCUGGGACGACGCCAUCGACGAGGAGUUCGCCGACUACGUCCCGUACGGCAUCGUUCUCCACCUGCUGGGCUUCUUCGUGCCCUUCGUCAUCAUCGCCUGGUGCUACUCUCAGGUGGUCCGGACGAUAUUUCAGACGCUGCGCUCGCCUCCCAGUUCGCUCGAGGGCGGGGAGGACGGCCCGGUGAGAGACGGGCCGACGGAGGGAGCCAGAGACCGAGAGAGAACCUCGGUCUCCAUCUCCGGGUCGCAGUACUCGCACUACAUCCGGCGGCGACGGAAAUCCAUCAAGACCAUCGUGACCAUCACGCUGCUGUUCGCGCUCUGCUUCCUGCCCUUCCACGUGACCCGGACGCUGUUCCUGCUCCUGCGGCGGGGGCAGCUGGGCAGCUGCAACAUCAUGAAGACCAUCUCCAUCUGCUACAAGGUCACGCGGCCGCUGGCGUCCUGCAAUGCCUGGCUCAACGCCCUCCUGUACUUCCUGACGGGGGACAAGGGCGCCCCCUGCUGCUGCUGCUGGCCGGCAGAACACAGCGUCCGCCGGGACCACCGGGGCGGCUCCCUCUGGUGGCCGCUGAAGAUCCUGAAGAAAGACGGAGCGGGAGAGGACGACCAGGAGGCAGCGGAGAAGAUGGAAAGGGUGGUGCACGUGGAGAACGAGUCCAAGUCCUCGAGGGUCAUCGUCUAGAAGGUUCCUUCAUAAAGUGAAAGAAUCCUGCAGUUGAACAGGAAGUUGCUUGAUUUCAGUGACGGGGAACGUGACACCGGGACGUCGAUCCGUCCAAUUCAGAGCAAAUUUUAAACAAGUUUCCAGACAAUCUGCAAAAAUAAAACCUGACUGAAGUCUUGUUUCAGUCCACUGCUGUUGUAUUAGUAUCAUACAUAUAAACAGCUGGUCGGUGCCAUUCAACCGCCACAGAAGAAGAAGGGAUUAAAGGAGUCUUUCAUGUAUUUAUGUGAGGAAGGCUCAUCAAUCGCAUCGCACUUUUUUUGUGAUAUUUAUUUUUUUUUGCAUUUUUCUUGACGUAAACAUACUUAAUGAAACAUCAACAAUACCAACAAGCAGAGAAACUUCUCAGUAAAAUCAUUUUAAAAUUCCACAAAAGAAUUAAAUUCAUUUUCAUUGUUUCAACAUUUUAAAUGUGAGCGGACUUUUGAUAUCACAUUUAAUUCGUUGGUUCUUUGUUGUUCUCCUGAUUUAGUUAUUUGUACCUUUGAACUCAGACCUCAUGUAGUAAUUAUUUUUCCAAUCAUUUUUUAUAUUUUCUUUUUUUUUUCCACCUUCAUUUGACAGAAGAACUGUGUAGAAAUGGGAGAAAGGUGUGACAUGAACUCUGUUAUGUGGCUUCUUACCGAGGCCCUUUUAAAUCAUAUUCAUAAUCUUUAAUAUAUUAAAAAAAUAUCAAAUAAACAAGAGCUGAUGGGCGACAUCUUCACAUGUUUUUGUCCGACCAGCACGACAGAACCCCCGAAGACGUUCAGUUUACUGAUGCAAAACAUCACAUCUCACAAUGUUUGUAUUCUCAGCUCAUUAAAGUUCAUCUGUUCAUUGAUUCAUUCUGUCCACCUGAGAGGCUUAAAGGGGAACAUUGUGAUGAAUGUUGGUGUCGCUCCCCUUUAAAUGUUGAGCACUGAACGGCAGCCAUGUUACUGUCUAAAUGUAUUCCCUCAUGUGAUGAUGUCGUUGUUGUUGAGCUCAGGUCAGCCUGUGAUGUCAGACCUCUUUUUUUUUUUGUGUAUUUUGACGUUUUGUGGUGAAAUAUCUGGUGACGUCCGAUGACGUCAGCUGUCUUUGGCCUCGUUCAUGUUUAACGCAACAGAUCUGCUCUCUCACUGAUUAAUCACAAAUAUGUAUACCGCCCGCACGCACGCACACCCUGUGUAGAAACUAAACAUCGCUGACCGUCUGCAGUCAUGAUAACAGCUCUGUGAGCAGAGAUGGGCAAAGAUACAUCAAAAUGUAUUUUGAUGCAAAAUACAAAAUACCCCUCAAAUAAAUGUAUUAAAA
Anarrhichthys ocellatus (wolf-eel) is the source of this 2883-nucleotide messenger RNA. Its product is annotated as P2Y purinoceptor 3. Bases 187 to 1563 code for a protein of 458 amino acids. Lineage: Eukaryota; Metazoa; Chordata; Actinopteri; Perciformes; Anarhichadidae. Gene Ontology annotation, cellular component: membrane. The transcript has 3 exons. The record is from RefSeq and is a predicted model, not a curated record. Gene Ontology annotation, molecular function: G protein-coupled receptor activity; oxysterol binding. Gene Ontology annotation, biological process: G protein-coupled receptor signaling pathway.